AUGGACGCAGCAAUUGGAAUACGGGUUAAUGAUGGUGUUAUCGUGGCAACAUCUAGGGCCUGCACUCGAAGCAUCACCAUUUUGAAACCGGACGAUGAUAAAACCAGAAUCUUAAAUGAGCAUAAUAUUUUGGCCUAUACCGGAACGUCAGGAGAUACAACGCAGUUUGCGGAUUACAUACAGGGAAAUAUGCAGCUUUAUAGUAUGAGAGAAGGUGUUGAUCUCAACUCAAAGGGUAUCGCAUCAUAUAUAAGGCAUGAAUUGGCAACUUCACUUAGGUCAAGAAGUCCAUACCAAGUGAAUAUCUUGCUUGCGGGUCUCGAUAAAGGUGAUGCACCUUUUCUUUCCAAUAUUGACUAUAUGGGAACCCGUGUCGAUCUCCCAUAUGCUGCCCAUGGGUAUGCCGCAUUCUAUGUAAUGUCACUUUUCGAUCGCCAUUACAGGCCAGAUAUGACACUUAAGGAUGGAAUGAAGCUUUUGAAGAUGUGCAAGGCCGAACUUGAUGAAAGAUUUCCUGUGGUAUUCAAAGGCUUCCAAGUGAAGGUUGUUGAUAAGGAGGGCAUUCAUAGUUCGGAACUAGAGUAG
Molecule: messenger RNA, 585 nt
Organism: Brettanomyces bruxellensis
Lineage: Eukaryota; Fungi; Ascomycota; Pichiomycetes; Pichiales; Pichiaceae
Exons: 1
Coding region: 1-585 (194 amino acids)
Biological process (GO): proteasomal protein catabolic process
Cellular component (GO): proteasome core complex, beta-subunit complex; nucleus; cytosol
Molecular function (GO): peptidase activity
Source: RefSeq, a predicted model, not a curated record